This is a messenger RNA of Penicillium angulare, 3888 nucleotides long. RefSeq lists its product as uncharacterized. The record is from RefSeq and is a predicted model, not a curated record. The transcript has 2 exons. Lineage: Eukaryota; Fungi; Ascomycota; Eurotiomycetes; Eurotiales; Aspergillaceae. Bases 1 to 3888 code for a protein of 1295 amino acids. Gene Ontology annotation, molecular function: anaphase-promoting complex binding. Gene Ontology annotation, biological process: mitotic DNA replication checkpoint signaling; activation of protein kinase activity; mitotic G2 DNA damage checkpoint signaling.
AUGUCAUCUACAUCUACGCCACGCUCGACGCGUUCCUCGUCACCAGGUGAUGAACCCAAUAUGCUCACGCCUGGGCGAAAGAUUAAGGCCAUGAUGGCCAAAUUCGACAGUGAUUCAGAGUCAGACAACGAAACCACACAUCCCAAAAACACAAUUCCGAAGCUGGACUUCGCAUCCAAAAACACGACUGCUGCUCAGCUUGGAGAGGAAAAUCCAUUAAGUGACGAAUCCGACGAAUCAGAAGAAGAGCAGGAAAUCGUUAGACCAAAGGGCCGUAUGGCAUCUCGGAUGCAGGGCGGCAAUAAUCAGUCCGAAGAAAAAGAAGACUCCGCUUUUGCUCGAUUGUCCAAAUCUUUAAAAAACGAACGAGACCAAGCGAAGAAGGUUCACGAGACGCCAGUCGCUGAAGCUGAGUCCGAGACCAACACUUAUUCCAGCGAUGACGAUAUGCCCAUGACUGCACCAAGAAGGAAGAACAAUGCGACUCAAUCACAAUCACCAGAACCUGCGAACGACCAAUCCAAACGACCAGCACCUCGCGCUCGGUCCAAUUCACCGCUAUUCGUCGAAGAGGACGAUGAAGAUGAAGCGCCCGAAGAAGGCCCUGACCCAUCGAUUAAAGGCAACACCCGAUUCCUUGCACUUGUAGCUAAAAAACGCCAAGAGCGUGAGGAACGAGAAAAAGCGGAAGCAGAGAAGAAGGCGGCUCGAAGAGCUCAAAUGGAGAAAUUUAGCUCCGAUGUUGUUUCCGGAAAUGAGAGUGAAGAUGACCCAGGCUCAGCACAAAAGCUCGCCCAGAAAGCUCGACAACCGCGAAAGGCCGGUAAGAAGGCGAUGGAGGAAAUGCGACAGGAAACCCAGCGAAUGAGUCGAAACAUGCAACUUGCUCACCAGGCUCAGACAAAGAAGAAGAUUACUAAAGAGAGCUUUUUCGCACGAUUCAAUUUUGGAAAGCCUCAGACAACUACUACUGAACCCACGGAAACUAAGUCUUCAUCUACAGCAGGCUCACGACAGUCAUCUGAUGAAGAGGGCGUCAAGAACCCGCGCGAUACUCCUCAUACGUCUCCUGUCCUUGGCCCUACUGAUUCUGAAAAGUUGGCCACUGUUGCUUCCAACCUAGAACAACCCGAGUCUCGUGAAAAUGAAGAGACGACUGCUCCUACGGAAUCUGUCACUGCAGAAGCCACCUUUCCCACAGAGGCUGAGAUGAAGAUACUUGAAAAAACCAUGAAUAUACCUACCCGCCCUGCUAAGAAGGAACCAUUUCAAUUCACACGCCCUCCGGUCCGAGUUCAUUUGUCGCGACAAGAGAUUGCUCGACACCAACAAGAUAUAUCCGAUAGCGACGAUGACCUUGAUGUCGUUACAUCUCCUGGCAAGGCUCGUAGAGUCGCAGCUUUCGAAAAUUUGCCCGCCAGAAAGAUGCAAGAAUCUGCUUCUAUGAUCAGACUAAAGGCUCUCGCCCAUCUGACUUCUCCGACUCGCAAAUCAAGCUCCAUGUCUACUGCGGAGCUUUCCGCUUCUCUUCUGUAUAAAGCCCGCCAGCAAGCCGCCAAGGAGAGGCGUGAGCGGAUUGAGGAGCUGAGAGCUCAAGGUGUUCAUAUUGAAACAGCCGAGGAGCGUGCUGCCAUGGAAGAUGAAACGGAAGACCUUGUGGCAAUGGCGCGCCAAGAAGCUGAUGAGAUCAAACGACAAGAGAGAGCCGCCAGGAAGAAUGGACAAGAUCCUGAUGACUCGGAGGAUGAUGGUGAUUACGAAUUGUCGGGGUCCGAGGAUGAGGAGGAGAGGUCUGGCGCUGAGGAGGAAAACGCUCGAAGCCUUAUCGGAAACAACGGGUUUCUUGAACAAGAGGCAGACGAAUCGUCUGAUGAUGAGAGUGAAGCUUUACCAUCCGAUGCCGAAGAGGAAGCCCCUGGCACUCGACGCAAGCGACCUACUCGCGUUGUCAGUGAUGACGAGGAUGAAGAAGAGGCACAGCAACAGGUGCCCUCGACCCCCAUCAGACCGCCGUCAAACGCAGCACAGUCUGCAGAACGACCUCAUUUCCCUGGAAUGGGAUCUCCCAGCCUCUCUAUGGGUCUCACUCAGGCAUUCGCCGGCACUUUGGCAGACGAUCAAGACGGAAUGAGCCAGCCAGCAUCAGCUACUAUCCCCUUUUCUCUUCCAGAUCCCGGCCGACCAGUACCCAGACUUCAUCAAGAAGAUUCUGAGAUCUUAGUUCGCGAUAGCCAGGAGCAACCAGACGAGCCUGAUUUCAUGCCCAAUUAUCGGCAAAAUGUGGUUCGAGUCUCGGAAUCCCCAGCAGGUCCUGCAUUUUCUCAGUACUCCCAACUCCCGGACCCAACACAGGACGAAGGAUUUGUCUUUUCUCCCUUUGAUCCGUCCAAACGGUUCAGAGGAACCCCUCCAGUUUCAACUGUCGACACGGUGGUUGUGGGCCAAAGUCAAUCACCUGUUGCGCAGCGAAAGAACAAACAGUUGCGCCGAGGACGUGCAGCUGAUCUGUCUGUUAUUGAAGAGACAGAGGAUACAAACGAGGGUGACUUUGAAAUCAAUCCCAACGCAUUCAAUGUCAUGAAGAAGGCAUCUAAGAAAGCGGAGACUCCCUACGACAAAAAGAACAGCAAGGCAAAGAAUGUUGUUGACGAGGCAGCUGAGGAAUCUGAGGAUGAAUAUGCAGGUCUCGGUGGUAACAGUGAUGACGAGGAUGACGAGGAAAACGCAUAUGACAAGCAAAUGAUCAAUGACAACAGUGGGGAGACAGUCGAUGAAAAACAGCUGGCUGCGCUCAAUGCUGUUCACGAUCGCAACAAAGACGAGAAGGAUGUUGCCAAAUUGCUCAAGGAUAUCACUACUGGAGCUUUGCGCCGUCGCCGCGGUCCUGACGAUGAAUUUGACCUAGACGACUCGGACGAUGAGCGCCUGUCACGUCGCCGGCAGAAGCAGCGAGAGUUUGCCAAAAUGCGCAAAGCCCUUCUAGCCGACGACAAGGUGGGUGAGCUUGCAGAUAAUCCCAAGAAGGCUGCAUUCUUUAAGGCCAUCGAAGACCGGGAAUUUGAAGAUGACUUCGAACUGGAGUUCUUGGAGGAAAAUGAAGGUGCAUCCCAAAACGAGCCUUCUCAGGAUGUUGGCACGGAAGAACAAGAAACAGGCGACGAUGACAGCAAGAAGCGCAAACGCCCCCUCGAGCCAUCUGGAGAAGAUGCCACGAACCGACCACCCCCUAACCUUCGUCGUACUCCUGCUAGCGCUAUGUCCAAGAAACCUGCUACAUUGGCUGAGAUUCGUGAGACGCUAUCCUUCUUAACCGAGACACCGGAAUACGACUCCUUCCACGAAGAUGCCUCCCUCGAUGAAGAUGAGCUUGCCAUUGAAGAAGAAGAAGAUGCAGAUACUUCCGGAGCUGAUGAGGCAGCCCACUCUGAUGAUGCAAACACGCAACCCAAGGAAGACUUCGCUAAACCAAGCCACCCUCGUCGCACUCGUGGUCCUGUCGUAGACCGCCUCGCUCUGCUCCGCAAAGCCUCCUCGAAUUCCGCCACCGGACCAAGCACUGGGUCCGGCAACACCAAACUUGCCUUCCAAACCGGAAACAAAAACGAUGGCCCUAUUGGUUUCCGACCUCCUCCGCUCCUACGCCGGGUCACCACUGGCUCCUCUUCUUCGUCCAGCACAUCAACAACUACCAACCGGGUCUCCAAGGCCGCAGCGUCAGGUCCCAAGAAGGGAGGCGCUGUCAACUCUUAUACUGCUGCGCGUGAGAAGGAGCGAGAGAGACAACUUCGCACGAAACAACGCACAGGUGGCUCAAAUGUCGCAAAAUUGCUGAACAAGCAUGCUGGUGGUGGAUUGGGUGCAUUGGCUGGAAAGGGCCAGUGGGACUGA